UCUUCCACUCUUCGUGUUUGCUUAUUCCUCGUCUUGUUUGCUUCUUCCUCUCGCAAACGCUCUCAUCAGCUCAUUGACAUCGCUAUUUCACGUCAUACUCGGCAAUCCGUCAAAUCGAACGUCAAGAGCCCCCGACGAUUCCGAGCAGCCGAGGCCGAUCUUCGAUGAACACGUCGCAGUACAUGGACAAGCAGAUAAUGGAUCUGGCGUCGUCGACGAACGCCCAGACGCAGAGCAAGGAUUUCAUCGACCUCAUGAAGCACCCCGAGGAGGAGCACCAGGCCAGCAGGAACGGCGGCGGUGACGAGAUCGAUGUGCUCAGGGCGGAGAAUAUCGUGCCAAGCUACGAUUUCCAGCCGAUUCGGCCAGUCUCCGCUGGGCUGUCCAGCCCCAAGUCGUUGAGCUUAGACGGUGAAUCGAUGGCAAGAGCUUGGAGCUCGGUCGAUUCGAAGGCCAACGACAACGCUCCAGUUCGGAACUACAGUUCUUUAGAUUCGUUUGAACCUGCAAAAGUCAUACUUGAGAAGGAUCAUCAUGCCCGCGAUGCAUCCAUAGUGUCUGAGAUCGAUCAAACGAUGAAGAGACAUGUUGAUGAUUUGCUGCAUGCAUUUGAUGCCGUUAGUGCACGACUGACACAGCUGGAAAGCAGAACUCGCAGCCUUGAGAAUUCUGUUGAUGACUUGAAGGUAAUUGCUGGGAACAAUCACGGGAGUACUGAUGGAAAAAUGAGGGAGCUGGAAAAUAUUCUUAGAGAGGUCCAAAAUGGUGUACAGGUUAUAAAAGACAAGCAGGACAUAAUGGAAAGUCACCUUCAGCUCGGGAAGCUCCAAAUCUCCAAGCCUGAUCAGCCUCGAGAAGGCCACAACCCUACCCAUGCAGAUUCUGUGCAGCCACCACCACCGCCUUCUUUUCCUCAGCAAUCACACACUCUUCAGCAACCUCCUCCUCCUCCUCCUCCUUCCUCCGCACCUUUCCAACCACCAGUCCCUUCGCUUCCUCCAUUAAUGACUCCUCUUCCUCCGCCUCCUUCUCAGCAGAACAUGCCGCCUCCGGUUCCAAUGCCAAACCAGUUCCCACAGCUCCCAAAUCCUUCCGUUCCUCAGCGAGAGCCUUACUGCCCGCCACCUCCGAGUCAACCUCAAGAGGCCUCAAAUCAGCAAUACCAGCUCCCCACGAGCCAACAGCCACUGCCUCCUGCGGCUCCCCAACAACAUCAGCAGUACCCCCCACCUCAGCAGCCUCCAUACUCCCAGCCUACACAUCCACCUCAACAUCCUUCUCAGCUUCAGACCGCUCCUGGGCAUCAUCUGGAGGAGCCGCCUUAUAUGCCUUAUCCACCGCCGAACCUCCGUCAGCCUCCACCCUCCCAGCCACCACAAAGUGGGGCCCCUCCAUCCCAGCAACUCUAUGGAUCACCAGCCCAAAUGUAUGAGCCACCCCCUGGCAGGUCGAAUCUCGGGUUUUCUUCUGAUCAAUAUCCUUAUGGUGGGUCUCCUCCUCAGUAUGGCCCCAAUUCCCCUGUGAAGCCUCACCAGCAUUCUCAGAGCAGUGGUGGAGGUGGGUACCCACAGCUCCCGACUGCUCGUAUUCUUCCUCAGGCACUACCCACUGCUUCGGGAAUAAAUAGCGGGUCAGGAUCGACUGGGACUGGGAACAGGCUCCCUGUAGACGACGUGGUGGACAAAGUCACAAGUAUGGGGUUCCCGAGAGAUCAAGUGAGGGCUACAGUCAGAAAGUUGACAGAGAACGGGCAGUCCGUGGACUUGAACGUGGUGCUAGACAAGUUAAUGAAUGAUUCUGAUGUUCAGCCCCCUAGAGGUUGGUUCGGUCGGUAAUGUUCUAUAAUUGGAGUCGAAAGAUUCCCCUCGUUAUUUAGGUUUUCUUUUGCCCGUAAGAGUGGUUUUUUUUUUUUAAUUAUUAUUAUUAUUAUUAUAUAUAUACACACUUUUUGUGCAUUCCUCCUCUUUUCUUGUGUCGUUUGGUAUAGCAUGGACAUGGUUGUAAUUCCGGGAUGGUUGUGGAGCUUGUUCAUUUUUCUGAUUUGUCAUCUGCACUUACUUCUUAUUGUUUCAAGACUAUUCUUAAGCUGGGGUGUAAUUUGUCAA
This is a messenger RNA of Punica granatum (pomegranate), 2105 nucleotides long. The record is from RefSeq and is a predicted model, not a curated record. Lineage: Eukaryota; Viridiplantae; Streptophyta; Magnoliopsida; Myrtales; Lythraceae.